AGUUAGCCUUAGCUAGAAACACACAAGGAUGUAAGAUUUCCUAGUGCGUCGGUUCUUUUCGCAAUUAAAAAAAAAAAUCACAGCGCGGAAGGACCUUUUUAUUAUAUUUUUUUCCCCUCAGAUAUUACUUCCUUUAAAUUAACAUGGCGACGUGCAUUCCCUUUCAAACGCAGCUGUCCUCAAUAAUGGAGGCUUUGGUGAAAGCAGCUGUGGCAGAGAUAUCCAAACUAGUCGAUGACAAAUGUGCGUUUUUGCAUCUUGAGAUUUCUCGAAAGCAAAGCGAAAUUGACAUGCUGAAAAGGAAACUGUUAAUGAUGGAGAGCAAAAACUCGCAGCUGCAGCGCGGCUUUGAAAACUACGUGGACCGAGGAAGUGAGGUGGGGAGUAAUUGUCCACAUCCCACAGGAGAUAUUAAGUUUCCAGAGAUUGAAGAUGCCACUGUUUCUUUCACAAUUAAAGAAGAGAGUCCAGAUGAACCACUGUGGAUCAGUGAUGCCGCUGGACCGAUCGGCCCUGCCAUGCCAUACCCUAAUCCAGGAAAUGUACCAGAAGGCCAGCGGCUCGAAGAGGGCCGUCAGUUAGACCAUUCAGAGGUCACCAGGUUAAAAACAUCAGAGUUUGGUGACUUGUAUAACUCUGGUCAACAUACAGGACACAUCAGUGGCCUUCAUUUCACUGUCAAGACAGAGAAGGAGGAGAACCGAUCGGGAUUCAGUCAGGAUGGAUGCCAACACAGCGUCGGGAAGCAGACUCAACUUGCUGCUGACUUUGCCAUGGAUGAAAGAGAGAAUCAACUCUGGUCAUCCAUAAUUGAAGGUAACGACAUUGACGCUGGUUUUCCAGACUUUUCUAGUGUGGUAGAGGAGUAUUCCAACACAUUCCCAGACCAUUCAGAUACUCACAUGGUUUCUAACACUAGCAAGUCGACUAGUGUCCAGCAGCCGUCAUCUCAGAGGGCGUGUAAUGGGAUCUACAACAGUGAAUGUCAGAAGGACGUUCCACAGUCGUCCAGUUUUCAGACCAGACCUCAGGAUGCUCUUUCACAGGAAGACAGGCAGAAGGAACAAAUGUACUCGCAGAGAAACACGUCACAUGUCACACAUCUGAGGCAGUCGGAUGAACACCCUGAGAGGGACACCGCAGCUGGAGAUAGACCAGUAGUAACUCACUCACACAACACUUUCACGCCAAGCAGCUACCACACUCACACUUCCCACAAACCUUUUUCUGGAGCGGCGCGGGGCUACGUUUGCUCGCAGUGCGGAAAGACGUUCGGCCGCCUGCACCAGUUCAAGCUGCACCAGCAAAGCCACAAGAGAAAGCGAGCAUUCUGGUGCGCGGUGUGCGGGAAGAGCUUCCAGUGCUCGUCCCACCUCAGCAUACACCACCGGACACACACGGGCGAGAAGCCGUACGGUUGUGGGCAGUGCGGGAAGAGGUUCACGCAGCAGAGCAGCCUGAGGGUCCACCAGCGCACUCACAGCGGGGAACGGCCCUACAGCUGCUCACAGUGCGGGAAAACCUUCAUCCUGAUGCACCAUCUGAAACGGCAUAGAAUUAUUCACACAUACAGCUGAGGCAGAGAUGCAUGAGGCUGCUUCGCUCAGGUGAACGACCCUUAAAACUAAAUCAAAAAGCCAAUGAACGGCAACUUUUUUGCUUGUGAUUUGUACUGUUGUGGAAUUGAUCACAGACUUUCUAUAUUAAUGCAUAUUUUACUAUGCAAAAUCCAUCUGGAUGGAUUUUAAGAUCUUAGCUUCUUUUUUAAAAAUAUUUGUUUUAUAAUAAUCAAAAUGUGAAACUGAAUUGCACCCUUGGAACAAAAUUCACACGUCAGCAUUUUAAAGAAAUUUCCAAAGCUAGAAAUCCAAAAAACAAUUUAGAGACAUUAAAAAAAAUCCUGCAGAUUUCCUCUUACCGGUUCCUGCAUACUUCGUGUUUUCCACUCAUAGACACAGUUUGUUUCGGCUUCUCAUGUAAAAAUGAGCCUUAUUUUAUCUCAGUACUGAAACUGUUGAAGCACAAGAUGCUCAUUAUUCCUGUUAGUUUCCCCUUUACAGUCACAAGUGGGUUCCUCCCUUCUGCUCAGUGCUACUGAAGCACCUCUUAGGUUUAUGUUUUGAUGUCAGCAUUAGUAAAAACCUGCCCGUCUAUCGUUGCAAGUUUACUUUUCCGUGGAAGUGCACCCAAAAUCAGUAGAUCUUUGUUAUGAUUCAUAU
Messenger RNA from Toxotes jaculatrix (banded archerfish), 2219 nucleotides. RefSeq names its product zinc finger protein interacting with ribonucleoprotein K-like. The record is from RefSeq and is a predicted model, not a curated record. Gene Ontology annotation, molecular function: RNA polymerase II cis-regulatory region sequence-specific DNA binding; DNA-binding transcription factor activity, RNA polymerase II-specific. The coding region runs from base 144 to 1577 and encodes 477 amino acids. Gene Ontology annotation, biological process: regulation of transcription by RNA polymerase II. Lineage: Eukaryota; Metazoa; Chordata; Actinopteri; Toxotidae. The transcript has 4 exons.